Lachancea mirantina is the source of this 4686-nucleotide messenger RNA. The record is from the annotation of a GenBank genome assembly. Lineage: Eukaryota; Fungi; Ascomycota; Saccharomycetes; Saccharomycetales; Saccharomycetaceae.
AUGCCGAAUGAUGAGCUCAAAUUUUCAGGACUGAGGUCCAAUCAAGCGUCUCGUGAAAAAUUAUUGGGUCGGUUUACCGAUCAACUUCCAGUUAGCCCUCACUCGAAGAAGAAUGAAGGAUUUAAUGCCAAGCCAGGAAACAGCAUGCGAAUUGAGAAUAAUACGUUGACAAUUGGAGAUUCGCUCAAAAGACUUCAGUCAAAAGAUUCUGGCUUGCGACACAAUCUACGGGCCCAUCAGCCGAGGCAAGAGAAUGAAAAGCCGUCACUUCAGCAACUCCAAACUAGUUUGGCAAGAGGUGUCUGCGUUGCACCAGAAACUUACAAUGAGAGAGACACAGAAUCAGCCAAUGUUGAUCAUUCCUUGAAAAAAUCUGAAAUAACUGAAGCACAGGCGAGGUCUUAUCAGAUGGAACUUGGGUUUCAUGAAGCUCGAUUUUCCGAUGACCCGGUAUUAUUAGACCUUUCGCAACUUCCGCAUUUCAAGCAAGGUGAACUCGCCGAGUUAAAGACGUAUCGAGGUCCACCAGGCUCCAAAUUUAAGAAGAUUUAUUUCGUGGUUAAAAAUUACACAAAAGAUAUGCGCCUCCGAUAUAAAAGCUCCAACGUAUCGGUUCUAAGCGGAUCCUUACAACGGCUAUUAGACGUUUCUGCAAGGACGAAGGUUUGGAUCAAAAUCAAGGACAAGGAGCGGACCCAAGCGGACCUUGUGGAACUUAACUUGAAGGAUAUACUCAUCAAUAGGGGUGACAUGUGGAUGUUUUCUUCUCAACUGCAGGAUACUUGCGUGUACAAAGAGCAAAAAAUCACGUUUCUAAACACAGUACGCACUACUGUGAAAGGCAUUUACCGUAACGGUAGGAAAAUUUUAUCAGGCUAUGUCGGAAAAGAUACUAGAAUAAUUUUCCGAUCAGAAUCUGCGCGAAUGGUUUUUCUGGUUCAAAUUACCGAUGAAAUGUGGCAUUUCGAGGAAAAUGGUGAAAUCAUGUUCCAUAAAGUUGUGAAUUCCCUCUUCCCCAAAAUUUUUAAAAAAUGGAAAACAAUCGGAGCUCAUCAUUCGAUUACGAUUGUCUUUUCGGCAUCAAUUGACCUUUCUGAUUCACCCUUUUUGGAUAUCCCAGAUGGAGAAAGGUCAAAAAAUACUCAAGAUUAUUUUCGCAUUGUGGUUGAUCAGGUUAAUGUGUUCCAUUGGAGCGAAAUCAUGAAAACUCUGAGAAAAGAAUUUAUGAAAAUUGCGAGAGAAUUGAAAAACGUGGAAAAUUUGGAUGGGACAAGCUCAAUUCGAGGUCGCUUCUCUCCUGCAGUUAAAUCCAAUUUUCUCGAAUCCAUUUGUUUUGCAUCAACUUUAAUAACGAAUCCUUUUAGACAACCUGACUUACGGCGCACUACGUCUCAUUUGAUAAUUGUCAGUCCAGGCUCUGGCCUUUAUGAUGUGGAUUUUGACCUUUUGAAAGCUACGAGCAGAAGGUUGCUAUCCAUUGAGCUUUCUAUCGAUAUUAUAUUUCUGACUCGAGCUCCCCUUCAUAUCGUUCCACUAUUCAGAUAUCGUGACUAUGGUGGAGUCCUCCACCAUUGCACGCCCUCUUGGCUAAGCAUAUCAUUUUGGGAUGAGACAUCAGAAUACGCGAAUGAAUGGCAUCCAAGAUGUAAAAUGCAUCAUCUUCAAAUGAUGGGCCUCACAGAAACUGAGAUGAAGGAAGAAGUUGAGAUUGACGUCAUGACGAAGCCUUCCGGCGCAAAGUCUAUCCAAGAUCUAAUGGAAAUCUACGAUAACGAUAUCUUCGCCGGUCAUUCGACCCCACACGCCUUUAUGAGAGGAGGGAACCCCUCUUACAGUGCACCUCGAGAGCCACAUAUGGACUCAGUGAACAUCAGGGAUAGCCACAGUCAGCGGCGUCUACUUGCUUGGAACACUCUCAAGUCAGCUGCCCCCCUCACCGAAGCUUCAAGCCCAUUGCAGGUUCUGGGGGAUGUAUCGUCAGGACCCGUAGCUAAAAAGAAGCAUGCUAAAAGGGAGCGUGAAAGGGCGGGAGAAAGUGAGAAUUCAUUGGGACGUGAUCAUGAACAAAAAUCCCUUGCCUUAGAUUCGUUGAGAAACGCAUCCAGACCUUCGACAGUGGCACAUCGCCUUGUUUCGAGGAUAAUACCUGAAUUUGACUUAAAGAACAAAAGAAGCGUUGGCAAGUUUGCAGUUGAAAAAGAGGACAUUCUUCAUCAAGGCGGUAAUGAAAAUCAAAGUCAGACUAUUCCGACAGGCAAAAGAAACACUCUCUCUCGAGAAACCUCUUCAAUUAAGAGAAUACCUUUCGCAUCAACAACAAGCCGGCUCAAUCUCAGUAGAAAUUCAAAUCAAUCUCAAAGUCCUGCUAAGCACAAGCGGGCUUCAUCUAAUCAAAGACAGUUUCAGAAAGCUGCUGUUGUGGACUCUAUGUUCUAUAAUAGCUGGUUAGAGAUCUCUAACCCCUCGAUUCCUGUGAGUUUCGAAAAAGCAGGACUACUUAUAGAGCCACGCUGGAAAGAUGUAUUUCCGAAGUUUGUCGCUAAGAAGUACACCAAGUGGAGAUCAUUCACUAUGCCAGCAGAGCUUCCGGUAACGGUCAGUUUGUUCCCUGAUAAAAGUGAUUUUGACGCAAACUUUACAUUUUCUACGCAUUCCGUCAUCUCAAAUCAGGAGCACGAGUCCACUAAGGACUCCUCUUUCAAUUUAUUAAGGGACAUGAUUUACGUUCGGUUAUUGGCUGGCUUCCAAAUUUGCACGGGAGAAGGUGUUAGAGAGGUUGAAGCCUCCAAAAGCGAGACGGUAGUUGAACAUAACAUCGCAAAAUAUCUAACGAAGGACAACUUUAUGAGAGCCAAAUUUUAUCUCAUGGCAGAAGAUGAAAUUCACAGACUUAACUGUGAUUUCGAUGGCACUGUUGAAGUUCAAAGACAUAUGCGGAAAUCUCAACAAAGCUCAGAUCACACACUAGCAAGUUAUGCCCCUUUGAUAAAAACUCGAUAUGAAAUCGCUUAUCGAGCAAGUAUGGUAGAUCCUUUGAAAAUGGAUCGCGAACGUUGUAACUGGAACCAACUCGAUCAAGUUGUCGCUGGCUACUCUGAUUCAAUCAGUGAACAAAAUCAGAGAAGCUUCAGAUCAAAAUUUGUUAUACUGCCAGCCUCAAUCCCCCCCAACACGAUAUCAUCAGUGAUUAACGGUAGAAAAGAAACUCUGAGUCCGGAGGAGAUUAGGUUAGAAGGUUUAAGACGCCUUAUCUCUUUCUUCUUCAAAUCGCGUUUAAAGCCUGCAAACGGUGAAAUGAACGAAAUGAAUGAUGAGAGUUUCAUGCCUGAGGUUUUAUUCUACACAGGUUCCCUCUUUUCUUUCGUUGAUGAACAAUUGGAGAGUUUGAAAGCCUUCGGAGCUACGGCUAAAAACUCCAUAUUUAUUAGUGAAAAUGAUAAACUUAACAAAACGAUUGACCUUUCUCAGCUGGCUAGAGAAUUGCAGCUUGGCAAAAGCCCUCUCAAAUUGACCAAUAGAAAAUGGCACUGGAAGCGCCACCGAAACUGUUUCGUUGGACUGGAGUUUAUCACCUGGCUUAUAGACCAUUUCUCGGAUAUCAAAACCCGUGAAGACGCCGUCAUUUACGGGCAGCAAUUGAUGAAUGACGGGUUGUUCGUGCAUGUUGAGAACCGUCAUGGUCUUUUGGAUGGACAUUAUUUCUACCAACUAACUCCCGAAUAUGUGUGUGAAACGGAUGAGAAUGAUGAAUCGCAAAAGAAUUUUCGUGCUGCAAAUGAUGGCAAGCCUAAGGAUCCACAAAUUUCAGUGGAUGCGCCUAAUGGUUUAGAGUCAUCAAUUAAGUUUGGAAGUCAGUCUCAGGGCGGAGAGGGUGAUCGCAGAUCCGACGUUGAAGGCUCAAAAAGCAUUGUCAUGUUGAGCAACGUUUUACCCAUAAAUUUAGACGCUGGCGGGCAAUCUUACAAGCGUGAGGUAUGUCAGGUCCAUUACGACAGGGUCCAUAAUCCAGAUCACUGUUUUCAUGUCAGGCUAGAAUGGCUAACUGCCACUCCGAAGUUGAUUGAUGAUUUAAUUAAUAAUUUAGCUCGUAUGUGUGAGCGUUUUGGGUUGAAGUUGGUCGAGGUGCCAUGGAACGAGCUCUGCAGUAUCCCUCGUAUCAAUCUUUUCCAUUCUUUCGUGGACAUCACCUUGGCAAUAAAUCCCUGGGAGGAUCCUGAGUUUUGCGACAUGUCGUUACCAGCAACUGACCGCUUUUACUUCCAUACGUUUUUGCUCGAAAAGGCCGGAUUUUUGGUCGAUAACCGUGCAUCAAAAUUUUUCAACACGGGCAGCACUGAAUAUGAAAUCACGUAUUCCUGGGGUAAACCAGUAUUCAAAUACGUUCAAUAUGUCCACAAUACGGGCGCGUACAUUGCAGAGAUACGAGAAAAUGGAAAUUUAUUUCUAGCGCCCAACAACGUUUACCUCUCCAGAGUGAACGUGGGUACCAUCACAGGAAAAAACCAUAGCUCUUCGAAGUUUGUCAUUGACUCUCAGAACGUCAUGCUGAGAUUCAAGAAAACUUGCUUAGAUUCCGAAAAAUUGCGGGCAGUUUUUCGUGAAGCAAAGGAGCUUUGGCUGGAACACAUAGGAUCCGAUGAAGUACAUUUUGGCGGGACUUACAGUGAGAGCUCUUUCAUUAAAUAA